AUGUUAAAACUAGACCUGCCGUGGUUAGCCGAUGGCUACAAACCUGAAUUAAAAACCACUCAGAAAAUAGAACAAGAAAUCGUUCCUUAUGAAGAUGAUAAUUUUUCAUUAUGUGCUGAGGAAUAUAUUGAUAACUACGCUGACAUCAGAAUCUCAACACCCGUUGUUCUUCGCAAACCACGGAUUAAAAGUGCUGUAUCCAGAAUAUCUUGCAACAGUGUUCCAACAGGAAGAGCGACGCUAAAUCAUCAUAAAAGACCUUUCAGCGCACGACCACCAUCUAGCAGACGUACUGUGUCUCAAAGACUUAUAAAGAGUGCUGGGACGCACCGUUCGUUACCAUCAGCACCUUCCUUGAGGACUUCUUUCUGUCAUAGUUUCAGGAACUCUUUGAAUCAAAGUCGGAGAUCAUUGUCCCGGAGACAUGAUGUGGGGACUCCAGUAGACUUGAUUCAGGAUGAUGGACUAGUCUUAAAUAAUACCUACAAAUCAGCACCUUAUGUGAGCAGACAUACCAGGUGUUAUGACGAAUCUGUGAUCUCAGAGCCUCUCUUGCCCCAAAGACUCUUCUUUGCUGGUGCCUUGCCAACGGGUUCCCAUCCUACCCUUUCCACCAGCAGACCAAUAUCAGCCAAAAGUUACCAGUCAGGUCUGGUGGAAGAAGGUUUAGAAGAAGAUGUGGCUUUACGGAUUCAGAGAUACAUUGAUUAUCAUCGUCCACAAACCGAUGCGUGGGGUUCUGGUGUAGAUUACCAAUCGAAAGAUAACUUUCUAUUAAGAGGUUAUGCUCCACAUUUCUGUACUUUUACACAAAAAGUCCAUCUACAUGACAGACCAGUAUCUAGUCGUACACCUAGAGAAGUAUGGGUAGACUGGGAUAAUGAUAAUGGUAUUGGUAAAGAUAAUGAUAAUGAAGAUGAUGGUUGUAGUCAGUUUGAUACUGAUUCUAGAAGGUCUUUCAGUAUAGUGAGUGGUAUAGAUGGAAGAACAACACCUAGUACUACAGGACCUACUAUAGUAGAUAAUGAUUUAACUGGUACUGAUAGAAAUACUGGUGAUAAUAAACAAACAAUAGGAGUAGUUAUUUCACCAAAAAAAUCAGAUGAUAAUAAAAAACAACAAAAUAAUAAUAAAGGUGUAAUAAGAUUUGGUUUUCCUGUCUCCAAGCCUCCUCAUGGUCUCUCAAAUAAGACACCAAAGUCAAAAAAGCCAGCUAGCAAAAUCCAUGGUAAUAAAAAGAUUACUAAAGAUGACAAUAAUAAAAAGAAAGUUCAAACAUCAUCCAAGAAGAAAACAGAGAGUGACAAUGAUGCCUUGGAAUUGCUGAAUAAAAUAAUAAGUUCCUCAAAUAAAGAUGAUGAUGUCAAGGCUGAAAAUAAUGAUGAUACUGGUAAUGAUGAAGAAACCGUUAAAACUCCUAGAUCUCCUGUCACGAAGAAAGAAAAGAAAGAGAAAGAACAGCCACCACCACCUGUGAAAGAAAGGGAAGUCACUCCAGAUCCAAAGACCAGACGGCGCUCUCCCUCACCUGUACAAGUAAAAGAACCAGACAUAAGAUCUGAAGCACCAGAAGUUCCACUAACAGUACUUCCUGAACCUCCAGAUUUACCAAAACUACGGACCCCGGAACCACCUAAAGAACCUAAAUCACAGUCUAAACAACGUAGUGCCAUAUCUAGUUCCAUAUCACAGAAAAACAAACAGGAAACAGACUUUGAUACAAGAUCUAGACCAGAAUUUGAUAUCAAUGCUGCUAUGGAAAUACCAGCUACUGAGUCUUCAUCCAAGUCUAAAAUACACCAAUGGUUACAUGGCCGUCUUGCCUUAUCACAGCAAUCUAGUAGAUUUGAAUUACCAAUGGAUAUGAAAAAUUUGGAAACUAUGUCACCAUUAGAAUACUUGAGAAGACAUUGUGUUAUUUCAAACAGACGCCAAAAUCUCUAUCAAAAAAUAUUCCUUAAAAAUAAAGAUAAAUCUGGCUUAAUCUUACUCAAGGAUUUAGAGAAAGGAUUAAAUGAUGUUCUAGUCAAUGGUAUUAAUAGUGAACAGUUAGAAGAAUUUAGUCGCCUACUGUUAAUACCUAAUGAUGUUAAAAUAGAUUGUAGAUUAUUCUCUUGUAUAGCUGCUGUUGUAGAGAGAUUACUUUAUCCUAAAUUCUUAACUGCUGACACAGCAGAUUUACCAGAUUUCCAGAAAGAAAAAAUAGAAUGUGCUGAUUUCUGUGCUCUGGAUUGGAAAUUUCAUGGAGUUAAAGUUAAUCCUCCUACAGAAAGACUAAUCAAAUCUAUCCAAGCUGUGGGAUAAAUGAGAUGAGUGUACCAGUUAAUGUGGUAAAGAUUAUACAUUGGGAAAAAAAAAAAUUGCAAUUUUUCGAGAGAUAAGUUGUUGAUAAAACUGUGAUAAAUAUUAUUUAUUUUUUAUGUAAAAUGUUAUAAAGAAUAACUUGUUAUAUUUUGUGUAUUGUAUUUGUUAUAUUUAUGUGUAUUGUAUUUGUUAUAUUUAUGUGUAUUUUUGUAUUUGUUAUAUUUAUGUGUAUUGUAUUUGUUAUAUUUAUGUGUAUUGUAUUUGUUAUAUUUAUGUGUAUUGUAUUUGUUAUAUUUAUGUGUAUUUUUGUAUUUUAUAUUUAUGUGUAUUGUAUUUGUUAUAUUUAUGUAUAUUGUAUUUGUUAUAUUAAUGUGUAUUGUAUUUGUUAUAUUUAUGUAUUUUGAAUGUUAGUGCUUGUAAAUAUUUAUUAAAUUAUUUCUUUAUUAAAA
Lottia gigantea (owl limpet) is the source of this 2753-nucleotide messenger RNA. RefSeq lists its product as hypothetical. The transcript is spliced from 14 exons. NCBI's taxonomy places the organism in Eukaryota, Metazoa, Mollusca, Gastropoda, Lottiidae. Bases 1 to 2304 code for a protein of 767 amino acids. The record is from RefSeq and is a predicted model, not a curated record.